Molecule: messenger RNA, 3200 nt
Organism: Nyctereutes procyonoides (raccoon dog)
Lineage: Eukaryota; Metazoa; Chordata; Mammalia; Carnivora; Canidae
Gene: PMS2
Product: PMS1 homolog 2, mismatch repair system component
Exons: 15
Coding region: 31-2631 (866 amino acids)
Biological process (GO): mismatch repair
Cellular component (GO): MutLalpha complex
Molecular function (GO): ATP-dependent DNA damage sensor activity; mismatched DNA binding; ATP hydrolysis activity
Source: RefSeq, a predicted model, not a curated record
AGUCCAGGAGGCGGGUCGGAUUCUGGAUCCAUGGAGCGAGCCGAAGGGCCGAGUACAGAACUUGCUAAGGCCAUCAAACCUAUCGAUCGGAAGUCAGUCCAUCAGAUUUGUUCUGGACAAGUGGUACUGAGUCUAAGUACUGCUGUGAAGGAGUUGGUAGAAAAUAGUGUGGAUGCUGGAGCCACUAAUAUUGAUCUAAAGCUUAAAGACUAUGGGGUGGAUUUCAUUGAAGUUUCAGACAAUGGAUGCGGAGUCAAAGAAGAAAACUUUGAAGGCUUAACUCUGAAACAUCACACUUCUAAGAUUCAAGACUUUGCUGACCUAACUCAGGUGGAAACUUUUGGCUUUCGAGGGGAAGCUCUGAGCUCACUUUGUGCACUGAGUGACGUGACUAUUUCUACCUGCCACACAUCUGCAAAGGUCGGAACUCGGCUGGUAUUUGAUCACAAUGGGAAAAUUGUCCAGAAAACGCCCCAUCCACGACCCAGAGGGACAACCGUUAGCGUACAGCAGCUAUUUUAUACACUCCCUGUGCGUCAUAAGGAAUUUCAAAGGAAUAUUAAGAAGGAGUAUGCCAAAAUGGUCCAGGUCUUACAUGCAUACUGCAUCAUUUCAGCGGGCAUCCGUAUCAGUUGCAGCAAUCAGGUUGGACAAGGAAGACGGCAGCUGGUGGUAUGCACAAGUGGAAGCUCCAGCGUAAAGGAAAAUAUUGGAUCGGUGUUUGGGCAGAAACAGCUGCAAAGCCUCAUUCCUUUUGUUCAGCUGCCCCCUAGUGACUCCGUUUGUGAAGAGUAUGGGUUGAACCACGCUGAUGUUCUGCAUUCACGGUUUCACAUCUCGGGCUUCAUCUCUCACUGUGCUCAUGGUGUUGGAAGAAGUUCAACAGACAGACAGUUUUUUUUCAUCAAUCGGCGGCCUUGUGACCCAGCAAAGGUCUCCAGACUCGUGAAUGAGGUCUAUCACAUGUAUAAUCGACAUCAGUAUCCAUUCAUUGUUCUUAACAUUUCUGUUGAUUCAGAAUGUAUUGAUAUCAAUGUUACCCCAGAUAAACGGCAAAUUUUACUACAAGAGGAGAAGCUUUUGUUGGCAGUUUUAAAGACGUCUUUGAUAGCAAUGUUUGAUAGCGACGUCAACAAACUCACUGUCUCUCGGCAACCAUUGUUGGAUAUUGAAGGUCACGUAAUAAAAACGCAUCAGGCAGAAAUGGACAAGCCCCUGGCAGAAAAACAGGAUAGUCCUGCUUUGUUCAGGACCGAAGGAGAAGAGAAAAGGGCUGUGACCAUCUCCAGACUGAGAGAGAACUUUUCUCUUCGGCACACAACAGAGAACAGGUCUCGGGGCCCCCAGACCCCUGAAUCAAGGCAGAUCUCCCCAAGACAGAAAAGGCACAUACAGUUGCCCGGCGCUUUGCACUCCCCCUGCACCCCGAGGCCCAUCCCUGACACCAACUCAUGUGGCCCUCAGGAGGUGGUGAGACAUUUGGAUGAGGGCCCCUGUGGCCACAGUAACAGGGUAGACAUAGAACAGGAAUCCGGGCCCAGUCACCUGUCAGGUGGCCUGGGGGAAGGGCUGAGCGCCCCAGAAGCAGGCAGUCACUCUGGCGGGGUGUCUGCUGCUUGCGCCCCUGAGGACAGGCUUUCACAAGGAAGUGCAGCGUCACCUGAGAUCGACCAUCACCCUGCUGAUGCUGGAGGCCAGCUCGACCAUGAGGAUGGUGGCCAGACAUGUCGAGUCUCGCCUCAGCCUGCUGACAUGUCCUUCUCAAACACAAAGCGUUUUAAAAAAGAUGGAACGCCUCUAAAUUCUGAUGCCCACCCAGGGCUGGUGAAGACUCGGAACACGCCAGCGUCUCAGGUUGAUGUGGCUGUUAAGAUCAAUAAGAAAGUAGUGCCCCUUGCCUUUUCUAUGCGCUCCCUAGCUAAACAGAUAAAGCAGUUGAGGCAGCAGGGACAGCAAAGAGAAGGCGAGCAGAACUGUAGGAAGUUCAGGGCCAAGAUUUGCCCUGGAGAAAACCAGGCUGCGGAAGAUGAACUAAGAAAGGAGAUAAGUAAAACAAUGUUCGCAGAAAUGGAGAUUAUCGGUCAGUUUAACUUGGGAUUUAUAAUCACCAAACUGAAGGCAGACAUCUUCAUAGUGGACCAGCACGCCACGGAUGAGAAGUACAACUUUGAGAUGCUGCAGCAGCACACAGUCCUCCAAGGCCAGAGGCUCAUAGCACCCCAGACUCUCAACUUAACUGCUGUCAAUGAAGCUAUUCUAAUAGAAAACCUGGAAAUAUUCAGAAAGAAUGGCUUUGAUUUUGUUAUCGACGAAGGAGCUCCAGUCACUGAAAGAGCUAAGUUGAUUUCCUUGCCAACUAGCAAAAACUGGACCUUUGGACCCCAGGACAUCGAUGAACUGAUCUUUAUGCUGAGUGACAGUCCUGGGGUUAUGUGCCGUCCUUCCCGUGUCAGGCAGAUGUUUGCCUCCAGAGCCUGUCGGAAGUCUGUAAUGAUUGGAACUGCUCUUAAUACAAGUGAGAUGAAGAAGCUGAUUACCCACAUGGGCGAGAUGGACCAUCCUUGGAACUGUCCCCACGGAAGGCCAACCAUGAGACACAUUGCCAACCUGGAUGUCAUUUCUCAAAACUGACAGCAUUUCUCAUUUUAUAGAACUAUACAUUUUAUUGCAGAUUUUUCUGUUUUCAAAAGCAGGGUUUUAGCUAGCCACUUGUUUGCAAAUUAGCCUGCUGUUUAAAAAAAAAAAAAAAAUGACCAGAUCCAUCAGAAGUGAUCUUGAGAACCUCUUCAAACCACAUGGAGCAUUGCUUGCAAUGUUUUUUGUUCUGCACUUGAAUGUGUGUGCAUAUACAGGCAAGAGCACAUCACAAACAUAGGAAGCACGUCUUGAAAGUCACUCAGGCUUCUGCUGCUAUGGCCUAGGCUAUUUUAGUUUGCAGCUUUCAGCCCAUAAUAUGAUUAAAUUCAUAAUGGUUUAAUUUCAUAAAAUUAUGGUCCUUUUGGGUUAGUGGUCCUCAACCCUAACUCAAAUUUAAAAAAUAAAAAAAGAAGAAAACAAAACCUAAGGGGGAUUCCCUGCCCAACUGGAAGGAAAUGGCCCAGGUGGGGCCUGGGUUCACUAUUUUUAAAUGUUCCCCAGUGCAGCCCGGGUGGCAAAGCAUUGUCCUAGGCAAGGGGAAAUAAAAGAUUGAUUUUUUUUUC